AUGGCACAUUUUGAUGAUGAAGACUUCGCCGCAGUCGAAACUGGUGCAUCUAUGUCGGAACCGAAGCAGUGCAGUGCUCUGCGCACUAAUGGCUUCGUGGUCAUAAAAGGCCGACCAUGCCAGAUUACGAGCAUGUCGACAUCGAAGACUGGAAAACACGGUGCUGCCAAAGUGCACUUGGUUGGUGUCGACAUUUUUACGGGGAAGAAGUUUGAAGAGCAAAAUUCGUCCACUUCGACCAUGAUGGUGCCUUCAAUUACACGCAAGGAAUAUCAGCUCUUGGAUAUCAAGGAUGAUUUCCUUUCCCUAAUGGGGGAUGACUUGUCAGUCAGGGAAAACAUCAAAGUCCCUGAGGGGGAUGUGGGUAACGAACUUCGUGAAAAAUGGGAGAGCAAAAAUGACGACGAUAUGAUUUAUGUCUCAGUCGUCUCUGCUAUGGGAGAGGAGCACGCCCUCCGUUUUCGUGUUUGCCAACCCUGA
Molecule: messenger RNA, 480 nt
Organism: Echinostoma caproni
Lineage: Eukaryota; Metazoa; Platyhelminthes; Trematoda; Plagiorchiida; Echinostomatidae
Source: the annotation of a GenBank genome assembly